ACAUCACGCUGAGAGAGAGGAGAAAGUUACAGUGUGUUAGUAAGAGAUUUUCGCUGAUCAGGACAAGCAUUGCAUCGGGAACGAAGAAUAAGCACUACAGGAACGUUUUCUUUGUGGCAGUGCAAGAAAAAAACAAUAACGCAAGAGUUUGGGCACGAGUUUUAUAUUAGUGAUUUGUGAGCAUCAGUUUGAGGUUAAGAUAACCAGCGAAAUGCGAAAAAUUUUACAUGACACUGUUGCUCUUCGGUCAACGACUGAUUAAGUUCAGCACUAGGGUUCGGUGAAACGGACGUGUUGUCAGCUUACGUUACGUUGUUAGUGCUAACAAAUUCAAUUAAAACAUAACGAUUCUUAAUACGCGGACUUUGAUAAGAAAAUACUAUUUCACUCGAUGAUAUCAACCAUGGCUAAAGAACACGAGCUUUUUCAAGCGAUUAAAGCUGAAGAUUUAUCGGCAUUAUCACGUAUUUUGACGAAGUACAAAACAUCAAAACAUAAAUUGCUGGGAUCUAGUAAGAAAGGGAUCAUUAAUCUCCAAGACACUGAUGGGAUGUCGGGUCUUCACCAGGCGGCGCUAAUGUGUCAAACAUUAACCAUGCAAUAUCUGCUAGAAAACGGAGCACAUGUGGAUAUCAAAGAUAACAAAGGGAUGAGGCCGCUUCACUAUUCAUCAUGGCAGGGUAAACCGGGUCCAGUAACCUUACUUCUUCAGUACGACGCUUCUGUUAACGAGCCAGACAAUCACGGGGAUACACCUCUCCAUCUCGCCUGUCAACACGGCCACGUAGACGUGGCUUGCCAGCUGCUACGUCGUAGUGCCAACCCAAGUCAGCGUAAUCUCGAACACAAAACACCUCUAGAUUUGGCCUGUGAAUUCGGGAAGCUCAAGGUUGUUGAAGUUCUACUCCAGACUGGACGGUGUCACUCGUUACUAGAGGAAAGUUCUCUCGACAUUCUGGACAAUGAUCGUACCACACCUAUUCACCUCGCUGCGAAAAAUGGACAUCUUGACGUCAUCAGGUGUGGUUUACUUUGA
Messenger RNA from Limulus polyphemus (Atlantic horseshoe crab), 1036 nucleotides. Its product is annotated as caskin-2-like. Lineage: Eukaryota; Metazoa; Arthropoda; Merostomata; Xiphosura; Limulidae. The coding region runs from base 392 to 1036 and encodes 214 amino acids. Gene Ontology annotation, molecular function: protein binding. The record is from RefSeq and is a predicted model, not a curated record. The transcript has 7 exons.